CUGUUAGAAAAUUAGUCCGAGAGAGAGAGAGAGAGAGCUUAAACCUACCGAACCAUCAAAAGAUCCUCAGUCGCUCUCCUGAGUUCACACACUUCAAAUGGCGGAAUCGGUUUCUGCUCAAACUCCGUCGCUCUCCGAGCAAUAUCAUUUGGAGAAAGAAGUGAAGCCUGUUGAAGUUCAAGCUGAAGAGGUUGAAGCCAAGGAAGAUUCUCCUCCUGAGGAAGCUGUUGAAGACAAGUCCGAGUCUCCCGCUUCCACGGAAGUCACUUCUGAAGAGGCUCCUGCUGCGGCUACUGAAGAAGAAAACACUACUGAAGAUGUUGCUGAGGAGACUCCUGAUGAGAUCAAGCUUGAGACAGCUCCUGCUGAUUUCCGUUUCCCGACAACAAACCAAACCAGGCAUUGUUUCACACGUUACAUUGAAUAUCACAGAUGUGUAGCUGCCAAGGGUGACGAUGCUCCCGAGUGCGAUAAGUUUUCAAAGUUUUAUCGUUCUCUUUGCCCCGGCGAAUGGGUUGAUAGGUGGAACGAGCAAAGAGAGAAUGGAACUUUCCCUGGUCCUCUUUAAGACAACUCCUGCCUCAAAGAAGAAUCACAUCCUCUCUUGCUCUUGUUACACUUCAUAAUUUCACCCGAAUUACACUGAUAAGAUUUUUACAAAACCAGCAUAUCUGGUUGGUUCCUCUUCAUCAUAAAAAUAUGUGAGAAUUUAAUACUUAUAGUCUCAAAUUUUUCCUUACAUUUUAUUUUCAACUCAAGUUUUGAGGAUCA
Molecule: messenger RNA, 771 nt
Organism: Raphanus sativus (radish)
Lineage: Eukaryota; Viridiplantae; Streptophyta; Magnoliopsida; Brassicales; Brassicaceae
Product: cytochrome c oxidase subunit 6b-1
Exons: 5
Coding region: 98-568 (156 amino acids)
Cellular component (GO): mitochondrion; respiratory chain complex IV
Source: RefSeq, a predicted model, not a curated record